Messenger RNA from Bactrocera neohumeralis, 955 nucleotides. It is a transcript of the gene ninaA, whose product is annotated as peptidyl-prolyl cis-trans isomerase, rhodopsin-specific isozyme. The record is from RefSeq and is a predicted model, not a curated record. Gene Ontology annotation, cellular component: intracellular membrane-bounded organelle. The coding region runs from base 116 to 820 and encodes 234 amino acids. The transcript has 4 exons. Gene Ontology annotation, molecular function: peptidyl-prolyl cis-trans isomerase activity. Lineage: Eukaryota; Metazoa; Arthropoda; Insecta; Diptera; Tephritidae. Gene Ontology annotation, biological process: protein folding; protein peptidyl-prolyl isomerization.
UUAUUUUCGCGCGUCCUCAAUCGACAAUCCGCAUUUAACGCGGUUAGUUCGACGAUUGUGUUCAUAGAAAGCGUAUAACAUUUUAUAGUAAUUAAGAUAUACAUAGAAUACCGCUAUGUCACUCUAUAAACUUUUAAUCGGACUUACUUCUAUACUGGCCAUUGCUGAGGGUCUGAGCUUUACAGUGACUUCUAAGGUUUAUUUAGAUGUCAAGCAUCAAAAGAAACCGCUGGGACGCAUAGAGUUAGGACUGUUUGGUAAAAUCGCACCUAAGGCAGUCGCUAAUUUUCGACACAUAUGCUUGCGUGGCAUCAAUGGCACUACAUAUGCGGGUUCUAGAUUUCAUCGCGUAAUUAAUCGUUUUCUCAUACAAGGUGGCGAUAUUUUAAAUGGCGAUGGCACAGGUUCUACCAGCAUUUAUGGUGAUUAUUUUGAAGAUGAGGCAUUGACCGUUGAACACAAUCGUCCGGGAUAUUUAGGCAUGGCAAAUCGUGGACCCGACACAAAUGGUUGCCAAUUCUAUAUAACUACUAUAUCGGCUUCGUGGCUUGAUGGCAAGCAUACAGUGUUUGGUAAAGUGCUCGAUGGUAUGGAUACGGUGCAUGCAAUUGAAGAUGUUAAAACAGAUACUGAUGAUUUUCCAAUGGAUCCAGUUAUUAUUACGAACUGUGGCGAAAUUCCCACGCAACCAUUUGAGUUUUAUCCCGAUGAUUUUAACAUAAUGAGUUGGGUCAAGGCUGCUGGACUGCCCGUAAUGAGUAGUUUUAUUGUGUUGCUCAUCUUCCAUUACUUUUUCCGUCAAUUAAAUAUGUACUGUUGACUUUUCUGACUAAAAAAUAAUCUAUAUGUGCGUUUUAAACACUAAUAGUGAAAUAUAAAAAUAUAUAUUUAUAGCAAUAAUAAAAUUUUACAUGUGACAAAAAUAUAAAAAUAAAAAUAUUUAAAAAAACGCAAA